Messenger RNA from Penaeus monodon (black tiger shrimp), 5374 nucleotides. RefSeq lists its product as uncharacterized. Gene Ontology annotation, molecular function: cysteine-type endopeptidase activity. The coding region runs from base 477 to 2666 and encodes 729 amino acids. The record is from RefSeq and is a predicted model, not a curated record. The transcript has 14 exons. Gene Ontology annotation, biological process: proteolysis; regulation of apoptotic process. NCBI's taxonomy places the organism in Eukaryota, Metazoa, Arthropoda, Malacostraca, Decapoda, Penaeidae.
AAAUCUAGAGUGGCUGGAAGAGUGAGGAUAAUUGGUGUAGCUGAAUGAUGAAAAAUAUUAGCCCGACGUGUAUCUUUGUUCGUUAAUUGUCGGUGUCAUACGAUACGACAAGGGACGUGAGGUGAAUCAUUGAGCAUUUGGUUUCUCAGUGCUGUGUUACACUGUGCAGAGUCAGUUUUGUGAGAUUUGGUGAAGUGAAGAGUGGUGGCUACUGUGAUAAAAAGAACCGUGUCUAACAUGUCUGCGGGUUUCGUCAAAUCUCUGUUAUUCAUUAGCUCAGUGCACUUGCUCUGCGGUUACAUUAAUCGGCAGUACCAUAGAUGUGCAUGACAAGGGCCGAGCGACCGACGUCCCAAUAACAUCCUCUGUUGUUUACGUUUUCGGCGGACAGGCAACGCUUUGUCAAGGGAGGAAUGCAGUUUGGUGACGCUGGCGAUUUUGAUGACUUUAAAUCAGUAACUUAAAAAAGUGAGAAUAUGGAUGAGAGAGAUAAAGCCAUACUUACCAGGAACCAGGAGUACAUUGCAAAAACGCUGGCAUCUUCAGGGAAGGCGCAAGAUGUUGUCUACGAACUCAGGGAGUGCCAAGUCCUGUCGGCAGAAAAUGCAGAUUUGUUAUUACACAUGGAGUCGACACAAACCAACAUGGUCAGGCAGUUGGUUGUCCUCCUUUGGAAGGGCCAAGAGAGGACACUGCAGGUUUUUUUGAAGGUGUUGAUGCAGUUCAACUUGCAGGAAAUGGUGAAGCAAAUAGACAGAGAAUAUUAUGAGCAGCAUGAAGGAACUGUGAGGGGAAACAGCAAUGAGUUCGACAAGCUCCAGCGCCUCCCCCACACCCCCUCUGGUGGUGCAGAAGCCUUGCCCCUCCUCCGUCGCCCGCGGCCAAACCAGCCUCGCUCAAGACCCGGCUCUUAUGGGUACGAUAGCUGCGAGGAAAACAACAACCCCGAUGAACCUUUACGAAUAGUAGUGGUUCAGAGUAAAGAGGUCGGCGGAGCCCAUCUCGACGAGGCAGAUGCUGUAUUGGAUAAAUCUGGAUUCAUGACUUCAUUUUGGGAUUUUUAUGAACUUCAAGAAGCUCUAUUAAAUAGUUUUGGUCUGCACACCCUUAGAAGGUUUAGUGUAAUCCCUAGUCUAGUUUACUUUUCUUUGCAUGCAGUUAAGGAUCUCCAUGUAAAGUGCAAUUGUCUCACCCCUCAGCAUUGCCCAAGUGAAAACCAUGUGCUCUGUCUCCCUGUUCUGUAUCUCGUUUACAAAACGUAUGCCAAUACCAGUAGGGAGCAUAUGUUUUGUAUACAAGGAUCAAAACCGGUGCUUGAAGUGAGGGGGCUGGAUGUAUAUAAUAUUUCUUCAUUUAUGUAUUUUAGUCUUGAUUGCAAUAGGGGUGCAGCGCCAGAUGUAGGAGUGGCGGCCGGUCCACAGCUGGUGUCCAAUAUACGACGGCAAAGUGUAGAAACAGAUGCAUCUUUUGUUAGUGAAGCUAUUGUUGAAAAGGACCCAACUUACACUGAUAUGUAUAUUGCAUUUUCUACAGUUGAAGGGUUUGUAUCCUUCCGUCAUCCAGAGCGAGGGUCUUGGCUGAUGGAAGCAAUAUGUCAGGUCUUCAUGAAACAUGCACAUAACCUGGAGUUGGAGUCUCUGAUGAAGAUGGUGUCAAGGCGAGUUCGUCAGAAUUAUUCAGAUGACGGGAGCAAGCAGGUGUGUGAAUUCGUCCAGAGAGCCUUCGACCGACACUUCUACUUCAACCCACAGAGACCAGAUAAUUUAGACGCAUUGUGCAUGCAGCCAUUGUCCGAUGUCCUCCAGGAGUCCAUGGGAAACACCCCGUUAAAGUCUUGUUCAACAGCCAUGAAGCCAACAAGUUUUUACAGGGGAGGCACACCAGAACGACUCUUUAUACACCCACACGAGCGCAAUAGGAUCAGACAGCGGAACUGGAGCGGAGCAAGUAAUAGCUCUGACAGGAGUCUUGACGAAUUGGAACCCUUCCCAUAUGGCCCAGAGAACAUGGCUAUGCAUCCAAGAGUCCGUCGGCUCAGCGGAAACAGGCGUAGCAGUUUGCCGCCCGAUCCCACUGCCUAUAAUCUGCAAAACCAUUUUAUUUACAACGAAGCCUUUAACCGAUCUUUCAGCGAACAGGUGCAGGGAUCGAGGGGAACGACACCUGAUCCAUCAGACUCACAAGAAAAUGUAUUUCCUGUGGAUCAAGAGAUCAUAUCAGUACCCGUGUGCCCUCAAUUUAUCCCUGGAGGACCUGCCUUUGAUACGGUUGACCACCCAAGAGAAAACCCAGAUCCGAACAGCAGUGAAAACGGUGAUGCCGACAUUGCAAUGAGCCCGGAGGAUGAAGCGGGCUCGCAAUUGCACACGAGCAAAUCGUGUGAUGCCGUGAUAGAGAAGUGCCAGACGGGUCACAUAGAAGUGGCUGGAGAAGAUGCCGAGGGUUUCGAAAGCGAAUCCCGCCAUUCCAUCAAGAGGCAGCUUUCUUUCCCCUCCACAAAGGAGACACUGUCCAAAAUCAACGACGUAAAGAAGUUCCUGCAGGUGUAUGAUUCAGACCCCAGCUUGAUACAGCCCCUGCAGAGGAUUGAGAGUUUUGUGAACAAAAAGAAGUAUGAAGGGAAAAGGAGGAAGACAGGACAAGAGUCUAAUAGUCUCGAAUACUAGUUUCCGCAAGAGGUGAAGGCCUUUGCGUACAUUUGUCUUUCUCAUCAUUACACAUGUUUGAACAAGAGAUGGAUCAGUUUAUAAAGAACUACUUUUGUGAAGGAGCUAAAAUCAUGGAUUUAGGAUGUAAAUAAAAGAAAUAGGAUGUGAUAUAUACACAAGAAAUGUGUGAUAUUCGAAGGUGAGACGGUCUCAAAUACAGAUGUCUUUCUCAUGGCUGUGUAUUUUUUUUUUUUUUUUUUUUUUCUAAUUCUUUUUUAAUUAUUAUUAUUAUUAUUAUUAUUAUUUUUUUAUGUAUAAGACCUGAAUGGGAGAGAGAACAAUUUAUGAAUGACUGCUUUUGCAAGGCAUCUAGAAAUAUGAAAUAAUGUAGGAUUUAAGCACACAAAGAAAAUAUGUGAUACGUGAUGUGCUCAAUUUGGCUCACUUGAAUUUUAUUAUUAAUUGAAACCCUGUAAUUGAAGUGAAAAAAGACCUCUGUUUGUUUUACCUUAAUGAUGUUAUGAGUGGCUGAAGUUUUCCAUAGUUAGGGUAUUGAUCUAAAAAAACUUUGCAACCAAGCAUGUAGUUUAUAUAUGCAUAUUUGUUUAAUUAUUCAUUCAUAGGUUUAACAUGAUGCUAUUUGAUUAGUGUGAAGUAAAUGCAGUCUUCAUAGUCACACAUUAAGUAAAAAAAAAAAAAAACUUGCUUUUGCUGUAGUUUCUGAUUUAAAUGUUAAAAUUGACCUGACAAGUACAAGCUGCAAAUCAUAAUAUUAGCAAAAUGUACAUGAAGUACUGAUACUAUUGUUACUCUACACUUCUCUUGUUAGUAUGGAUUUGUAACAUACACUUUUUUUUUCUCUCUCUCUCUUUUUCUUUUUCGUAAUGUACCAUGGAUUUUAUACUGUUAGGAUAUAGUAUAAUAAAAAAAGUUGUAUGCUGAAUUGUUAAGCAUAAAAGAAAGAAAAAUAUAGGUUUUUAGCUGAAGAAUUAGUAGGCAAGCAUUUCUUUUAGGGAGCUGUUAGGAAUUUUUUAAUUGAAUGGUUUAUUAAACAAUAAGUGGUGACACAUUAAUAGGUAAUAACCCCCCAAAAAUAUAUAUAGAUUUAAGGAAAAUGAAAAAUAAGUUUUACUGUAAGGAAAAAUAUUGUAAUAUUUCCUUAACAUUCAAAAUUAAUAUUUAAUUAUAUAUUAUAUACAUAGAAAAUAUAAAAUUAUGUAUCUGGAGUUAGAGAUGAAAGAAUCUGUGAUUUUUAAAAUUGUAACUGAAGUGCAAUAGAUUCACAAGAACAGGUAUAUGGGAUUUUUGCAAUUAGUCGAUAACUGAAUAGAAAAGUUUGUUAACCAAUCGGUAGUCUUAAUAUUAGAUUAAAACUUCAAAACAUUUAUUUAAAACAUCUUCAAAAACACAACCAAAUGAAAUGAGUACUUUGCUUUGUUGAACUGUUACCAGACUGGAAUUUUAUACAGAGAAGUAGACUUACAGUUAUAGUAAUCAACAAUAUAAUGCUAUGUCAUAAAAUAAGGCUUGUGAUACAUAUAUAUAUAUAUAUAUAUAUAUAUAUAUAUAUAUAUAUAUAUAUAUAUAUAUAUAUAUAUAUAUAUAUAUAUAUAUAUAUUAAAAAUAUCACUAGGAGACAAUCAGCUCAUGCAUUAGUUGUGGGUUUUAUCAUCAUUAUAAAGGGGAUACACAGUGUUCAGUUAUCAGUGCAAUAGGCUUGUGUUCCUUUAUAGUCUUCCACAGUGUAAUUAGUAGAAGCUCUUUUUUAUUAUUAUUAUUCAUUUACAUAGAUAUUGCUAGUUUGUGCAAUUUUAUUUUAUUUUAUACAUCAUAAAGAUUGUUAUGGUGCUGGAUUUUACACGGCCAUGCAACAAGUGUAAAGUCAAAGGUUUUAUUGACCAGCUACAGGGGAGCAAUCUAGUGUGUGCUAUGGUUUGUAGCAUAUUUGCAUUUAUUUCAUAUAUAAUUUUUUAUGAUUUUGAAUUCUGUUAAAGAAUUAUAGCCUUUCUUAUACAUUUACCCUUAUCUCCUGGACCUCUGAAAAUUAACCAAUUUUUACUGGUACCACAUUUUCAUAUUACUCUAUGACAAAUAGAAUAAGGUCUCUUUCUUUGGUCAUUGUUCAUAUAUAUUGGUCUGACAUUAUGAAUUAAGUUAUAUAUAUAGAUAUUUACCAUUAUGCUAUUGUAAUUUAUUCCAUGUACUUUAUUGGUAUUAUUGAUAUCUCAUUUAUUUACAUUUUUUUCUGUCUCUCUUUUCAUACAUCAAUCUCCAUAUGAUAAUGUCAUUUAAAAAACCCUUGAGAUCUGGUUGGGGAUCCGUCUUAUAUUAUCGCUGUUAUUUUGACAUUAAUGGCUGGCAGGUUAUACUCUAGAUCUCGAAUUCAUUGUCUGAUAUUAUUUUGUUGUACUCUAGAUCUCGAAUUAUUCAUCUGACAUUUUUUUUGUAUCUUUUGUAUCUUUAUAUUUAUAAGCCUUAACGAAUUCAAGAAUUAAGGAGCAUGGUUAUUAAAAAGAAGAAAAAAAAGAUGAAUGCAUGAAUUGAUCAUGUCAGCAUUGGGGUAAUAAUUCAUUUUGUGCCAUUAUUCUUAAUGAAAUUGUGUUGUAUUUGAGUAAACCCUCUUUAUAAUAAUGUUUUUUUUUUUCUUAUUGCCAAACGUGUAUUGCAUACGGCACUCUCGUUUUAAAAUUGAAAUUUAGAUGAUGCAUAUUAAAUUUUUUUAUGCA